GGUACAUACCAAGUUACCUGGACAAAGAUGAGCUCUGUGUAGUGUGUGGGGACAAAGCUACGGGCUAUCACUAUCGCUGUAUCACCUGUGAAGGUUGUAAGGGCUUCUUCAGGCGGACAAUACAAAAAGACCUCAGGCAAACCUAUGCUUGUAAGUACGAGGGAAGAUGUGCCAUAGACAAGGUGACCAGAAACCAGUGCCAGGAUUGUCGCUUCAAGAAAUGUAUAGCGGUUGGAAUGGCUACAGACUUGGUGUUGGAUGAGAGCAAGCGGCUCGCCAAGCGUAAGCUGAUUGAGGAAAACCGGCAGCGUCGCCGCAAGGAGGAGCUACAAAAAACAGCGAUGGAUCAACACGAGCCCUCCGAUAACGAGUGGCAUCUCAUUCGUAUGACUACUGACGCCCAUAUGGCCACAAAUGCUCAAGGAAAUUACUGGAAGCAGAAGCGGAAAUUCUUGGUGGAGGAAACAAUGCUCCUUAAUGAAAUAACAUGUAAUUUAUUCUAUACCUCUGACCAGAGCACGGCGGGGAUGACUGAAACUAAGCCUGCCAAUAGUGGUCAUUCAUCCACGGCAAAUAUCCUGGAAGGGAAUCAAGUGGAUUUAGAGGCAUUCAGGCAAUUUACAAAAAUUAUCACCCCUGCCAUAAAACGAGUGGUGGACUUUGCCAAAAAGCUGCCCAUGUUUUGUGAGUUGCCAUGUGAAGACCAGAUCAUUUUGCUGAAAGGCUGUUGUAUGGAAGUCAUGUCGUUGCGUGCUGCUGUUCGCUAUGAUCCAGAGAGUGAGACUCUCACACUUAAUGGAGACAUGGCCGUCACACGAGGUCAACUGAAGAAUGGAGGCCUGGGUGUAGUGUCGGACGCCAUUUUUGACCUUGGUGUCUCACUCUCCUCCUUUAACUUGGACGACUCUGAGGUGGCUCUUUUACAAGCAGUUAUUCUGCUUUCAGCGGAUCGCCCAGGCCUGAGUUGCGUGGAGCGGAUCGAACGCUGCCAAGAGGAGUUUCUGCUGGCUUUUGAACAUUACAUCAACUACCGCAAACAUAAAAGUCAUAUUGGAUAA
Hippocampus comes (tiger tail seahorse) is the source of this 1058-nucleotide messenger RNA. RefSeq names its product thyroid hormone receptor beta-like. Gene Ontology annotation, molecular function: nuclear receptor activity; zinc ion binding; RNA polymerase II cis-regulatory region sequence-specific DNA binding. Lineage: Eukaryota; Metazoa; Chordata; Actinopteri; Syngnathiformes; Syngnathidae. Gene Ontology annotation, biological process: negative regulation of transcription by RNA polymerase II; retinoic acid receptor signaling pathway; positive regulation of transcription by RNA polymerase II. The record is from RefSeq and is a predicted model, not a curated record. Gene Ontology annotation, cellular component: RNA polymerase II transcription regulator complex. The annotation marks the transcript as partial. The transcript has 8 exons.